Molecule: messenger RNA, 1725 nt
Organism: Fusarium fujikuroi IMI 58289
Lineage: Eukaryota; Fungi; Ascomycota; Sordariomycetes; Hypocreales; Nectriaceae
Product: related to clock-controlled protein 8 (ccg-8)
Exons: 1
Coding region: 1-1725 (574 amino acids)
Biological process (GO): regulation of transcription by RNA polymerase II; phospholipid biosynthetic process; endoplasmic reticulum unfolded protein response
Cellular component (GO): endoplasmic reticulum; nucleus
Molecular function (GO): transcription corepressor activity
Source: RefSeq, a predicted model, not a curated record
AUGGAGCGCAAUCACAUGCUUCCUGAUCGGGAGUCCGAGUCUCGUCAUGUCCUCGGACCACCACCUGCUCGACCUCAAUCGUUGAUAGCGUUUCCCCCAGCUUAUUCCAAUAUCGCUUCACCCAAUGCGAUAAAGUUUCCUGAUGUUCCUACCGAUAUACCAACUUCUUUGCCUCCUCUGGCUAGAUUCGAAGCCGAUAACGAGACAAAGUUACCACCUCUGAGUUCACUUACGAGCGAAAUGGCCCUGGAACCGACCAAGACUUGGCUUCCUCUACACCCUAUGCCUUAUCCACCAGUUCUUGCGCAUAGUAUUGAUAGCCCGACACGAAUGGAUCUUGACGGGAGCAGCAACAGUGUCGUCAGCGCUGCUUCUCCUGAUGUUCUCGAUGCGAGGGCCGGUAGCGUCAGCCUUGAUGAUCCAGAUGUGCGACUGGCAGCUGAAGCGCUUGGAGAUUUGAGAGCAGGUAUGUUGCCAAUUCCAACAGCGAUCAUUUCUAACGUUGUAGACUUUAUAUCUUCACCACCGCAUAGAAAUUCCUCUCUUCCAGUUAGCCCACCAACUUCUGGGCUUCAAUCGAAUCAACCACAGUCGCCGCAGCCUGAACCGCUUCUAUCUCUACUUACGACGACUCAUCCAUUGUUGGCCAGUACAAUUGAGGGCGCCACUUCCGCGUAUGGUGGUGCCAAGAACUUCUCACCGCGUUUUCGAUCUGGCGCCGAAUAUGUCGAAGGAUACCUGACUCCUAUUGCGAAUACUGUCGGUUCAGUUGGACGAGUGACUGGUGUCGAAGGAGGUGUCAGAUGGUUUUUAGGUGCUGGAAGACGACAAAACAGCUCAACGUCGGAUUUGGAAACCGGCAACAGCAAGAAGCGACGCAAAACGGAUGAGGAUGAGGCAGUCAGCAACAAGCGAUUUGAAUCUGAAGGAAUGCAGCAAAUGAGCGAUGAACAGAUGGAUACAGCGCCUUCACCAUCUUCAAAGACCAUGUCUCGUCGCAUGUCAACUACUAGCACGGUUGACACGCUUCCUGCUUACGAUGAGUUGAGAUCACCCGCAUAUACCGAGACUGAUGCCAAUUCACCGCGACCAUCUCGGCCAAACAGCGCCUGGCAGUCACGUCUGAUCACGUCUACUUCUGGUCUCAGUGUCGCCAUGAGCCAUGAGAGUCUGCGCAGUCUCAAAUACUGUCUACAGUGGCUUCGCUGGGCCAAUGAUCACAUUGCUCGUGUGAUUUCAGCCUUGAAAACAACCCUUGAUGAGUACGAAAAGGUGCCCGACGGACAAGCUGGCGAGCAGGCUGAUCCUGAGUCUCGCUCUCAACUUGCUGCUCGCAUCUCAAGCCUCAAGGGCGAUGUCCUCAGAACCCUGCGAGAAGCCAUCAAUACUGUGUCGAAAUACGCAGGGGGCGCAUUGCCCGAAAACGCACGAAUCCUUGUGCGACGUCAUCUCACCAGUCUACCCCAACGAUUCCGUGUCGCCACCAUGACCGACAGGAAUGCCGGGCAGCAAGACAGCGAGACUGCUCUGACUGAAGGUGCACACAAAGUUUUGGUCUUGGCCAAAGAAGGUCUGGACAUGGUUGUCCAAGUAAGUGGUGUCGUAGAUGGAACAAUUGUCAGCGCUGAGCAAUGGCUCGACCGUAUGGGCAAAAGAAGAGCCCAAGAAGACGAGAAGCCAAUGCUUCCUCAAACCGAGGUUAAUGGAGAUGUGAAAAUGGGUUAA